AUGGUUAAACUUUCAAAGUGGAUAAAGAAUAAUCUCAAUAUCAGUAUUAGAAAUACUUUAGACGAAACAAUUAAAGCUUUACUUUUGUUGGACCCUCCUAUAAAUAAAAAAACUGUCGCAAGUGAACAAACAAAUGUGUUGCGCAAUACCUUAAAAGAUUUAUUGCAUAGAAAUAAAGAUCUUCAAGAAGAAUAUAAGCCAAUAUUAAAUACAUGGCGUAAUGAUAAUAAGAAAAAGAAUAUAAACGAAAAGAAUUUACAAAUUAACGAAAAAUUCUUAAGUAAUUUUAAGAGAGCAAUAUUUUUUUCUAGUGUCAUACAACACGCGAUUGGUGGCCUAUCAAAUGAUGAGAUUAAGAAAGAGUUUCAAGAAAGGAGAAAUGUGGUGGACGAGCAGAAAGUAGAACAUAAUGAAACUCUUAUUGUGAAGGAUCCAGAGAUAGGACAAGAAGUAGAUCUGGAAAUCAAAAUGGGAAGAGAUUUGGAAUUAAAGCAGGAAAAUAAAGAGAAAAGCCAUCAACUACAAAUUCCACAGAGAUUUUCAUUUUCAGAAUCAGAACAGGGUGCGUUCGUAGAGCCGAUACUCGUACAUGUUGAAAAAGCUCUUAUGAAAUUUGUAAAGAAACACGAAAAAAAUAUACCUUAUGAAAAUGUAGAAUCAUUUGUGAAGACAUGCUAUCCUCGGCGUCUGUCCAAUCUUUCUGACAUUGACUUGAGAGGUCUCCUAAAUUUUUUUAUAAAAAACAAUAGCUUGUUCAUAACUGGUCAAUCCGACCAAACAUUAUUUCAUGGACGAUACAGAUUAAAUCCAUGCGAGCUAUUUAAAUUUUUCAAAAUCGAAGCGGGGGACCAUAAUGCGCAUGCAAUCACCCAACAACACGGAAGAUGGAAUGAUGAAACGUUACAAAGGAUAUCAACUCUAUCCUUGGAAGUGGCUAUAUGCCUAGGCGUUCAAGAUGUCCAAGAAGAAUAUAAUAAGUUGAUGGAAAUAAGAAAUAAUUUUGAUUCUGAACUUACAAAGAGAUUAGCCUCAACAGCGAAUGAAAAAAGAGAGUUAGUAGAUUCGAAACUUGACGAAUUGACGGAUCUUGUUUUAGAUAUAAUGAAUCAAUUAGAAUCUUCAGAAAAGGAGUUAAAACGAAUUGUGCAAAUGGCUAUUUCCAAAGACGAUAUAUUUCUAAAUAUAUUGAGAAGUGUCUAUGCAAUACAAGAUGAAGAUACUAAAAUAAAAAAAUUCAUUAAAUUAAUGAAUAUAUUAUUUGAAAUGAAACUAAAACCAAAAAGGAUUAAAUCUGAUGACGAAAAAAAAAGAUGA
Molecule: messenger RNA, 1314 nt
Organism: Funneliformis geosporum
Lineage: Eukaryota; Fungi; Glomeromycota; Glomeromycetes; Glomerales; Glomeraceae
Source: the annotation of a GenBank genome assembly